Messenger RNA from Coffea eugenioides, 516 nucleotides. RefSeq lists its product as uncharacterized. The transcript is spliced from 3 exons. Lineage: Eukaryota; Viridiplantae; Streptophyta; Magnoliopsida; Gentianales; Rubiaceae. The coding region runs from base 100 to 516 and encodes 138 amino acids. The record is from RefSeq and is a predicted model, not a curated record.
AAAUGCUUCGGACAACACAAAGAGGAGCAGAAGAAGUAGUCAGAGUGAAACUAAAAACCAAGGAGGAGCUGAAGCCCUGAGAGCAGCACUCUGCUGUGAAUGAUCAGAAUUCAUCGUUUUGACAACAACGCCCCUUCUUCUCUCCUCAAUCAUUCCCACUCCGGCUUCCUAUCUCCUGCCCCAUCAAUCUUUGAGUGUUUGGAUGCGAAUAUGUCAGCUAAAGGGAUGAGAAUAUCAGUAAGUACAGAGGAGGAACUUGGCAGCAGUAUGGAGAGGAAAGAUGCCGCCGAUGACUUUGGAGAACCUGUGGUCCGUGGUGAGGAAGGUUUUUUGAGUUCAGUUUUGAAAUUGCACAUAUUCAUGGUUGGCAUUUGGGAAAUUGAUGAACUCGGAUGUUUGAUCAUUUGUUGUUUAGUGUACCAAAGGACUUCCGAAUCAACCAUACUGUAUAUACUAAACAUCUUAACUAUUUUUUGUUGCUCUCAAAUUAUUUUUUAUAUAUCAUUUUCUAGGUGA